UUUUCACUUUCACCGACAUGUAUUGUCGGUUUCGAAUUUUUUUACUAACUAUAAAUAUCGUGAGAGCCAUCAUUGAUUAACCAUUCAUUAACGAAUUCGAGAGUCUAAUUGUCGAGGGCGAAUAAACGAAGAGGCGGAAGAGCAAUAGAGGUAAUACGAUCGAUUUCGUAGUUGCAGAGAAAAGAGGAUUGUAACAAUUUCUUCUUCUCUUCACUGAUUUGAUUUUCGAUUUUUGAUUUUGGUGUUUCUGUUUUCGAUUCGGUGAUGGCGAAUUUGGGUGGUGGCGCGGAGGAACAGGCCAGGUUGAAGCAGUAUGGGUACCAAGCCAAUUCGAAUCUGGUGCUUAACAAUGAAGAGCGUCGACGUAACACGCAUGAACCUACUGGAGAACCGGAGACUCUCAGGGGGAAGAUUAAUCCUAAAUCUUUUGGAGAUAGGGUUGUUAAGGGGAGGCCUCAUGAGUUAGACGAGAGGUUGAAGAAGUCGAAGAAGAAGCAGGAGCGUGAGUCUGCAGAUGUUACGGAUGCGGUGUUUGCUCGCGAGAGCAAAAGACGUCGUCUUUGGGAGGAGAGCGUGCUCACUGAUACGGAUGAUGGCGUCUAUCAGCCCAAGACUAAGGAGACGAGGGCUGCUUAUGAGGCCAUGCUUAGUCUUAUUCAGCAGCAACUGGGUGGGCAGCCUCUAAGUAUUGCUUGUGGUGCGGCUGAUGAGAUUUUGGCGCUUCUCAAGAAGGAAUCCGUGAAUAGUUAUGAGAAGAAGGUGGAUAUCGAGAAAGUGUUGAACUUUGUCCCUGACAAGAUAUUUGAUCAGCUUGUUUCGAUUGGUAAAUUGAUCACGGACUAUCAAGAUGGUGGUGAUUCUGGAAGCGGUAAAGCUAUUGAGGAUGCAGGGCUUGAUUAUGAUAUGGGUGUGGCUCUUGAAUUUGAGGAGCGUGAAGAAGAUGAUGAGGAGAGUGAUUUUGAUAUGGUCCAGGAGGAAAAAGAUGAAGAGGAUGAAGAAGCUUCUGAACCUCACAGAACCGGAGGAGUGCAGGUGGGUGUGACGAUUCAUGGUGAAGAUGCAGGGCACGCAGGCUCGAGUCUUAAUGUUCAGGAAAUUGAUGCUUAUUGGCUCCAGAGAAGGAUAUUCCAAGGAUAUGAACAGCAGAUUGAUCCACAGGAGUGCCAGGUACUCGCAGAAGAGCUGCUUAAGAUACUUGCUGAGGGGAGCGAUAGGGAUGUUGAGAACAAGCUGCUUGAGCACCUUCAGUUUGAAAAGUUCAGCCUUGUUAAGUUUCUGAUGCAGAACCGCCUUAAAGUUGUGUGGUGCACCCGUUUGGCUAGGGCAAGAGACCAGGAAGAGAGGAGUAAAAUCGAGGAGGAGAUGAUGGGGUUGGGGCCAGAGGCUGCAGCAAUUGUGGAGGAGUUGCAUGCCAAAAGAGCAACAGCCAAAGAAAGGGAGGAGAACCAGGAAAAGAAAAUCAGAGAAGAAGCUCGGGGUCUUAAGGAUGAUUCUGAUGGAGGUGGAGACAGAGGCAGGAGAGACGUAGGUAAUGGUUGCUCGACGGGUCAGCGUCAGAUGCUGGACCUGGAGAGCCUGGCUUUUGACCAAGGUGGUUUCCUGAGGGAGAAUAAGAAGUGUGAGCUUCCCCCUCUUUCGUACAGAAUUCGUGGCAAGGAGUUUGAUGAGGUUCAUGUGCCAUGGGUUUCUAAAAAGUUUGAUAGUAAUGAAAAGCUUGUGAAAAUCACCGAUAUGCCAGAUUGGGCCCAACCGGCUUUUAAGGGAAUGCAGCAGUUGAACAGGGUUCAGAGCAAAGUGUAUGAGACUGCUCUGUUUAAGCCAGACAACAUUCUUCUUUGUGCUCCAACUGGUGCGGGGAAGACCAAUGUUGCUGUGCUCACCAUACUGAAGGAACUUGAAGCAAGUAAGAACUUGGACGGAACAUAUAAUCAUGGGAACUGCAAAAUUGUGUAUGUUGCACCCAUGAAAGCCCUGGUUGUUGAGGUCGUGGAUACUCUAUCUAAACGCUUGGAGGACUAUGGAGUCACUGUGAAGGAACUCAGUGGGGAUCAGUCCCUGACUCGGCAAGAAAUCGAAGAGGCUCAGAUCAUUGUUACAACGCCGGAGAAAUGGGACAUCGUCACCAGGAAAUCUGGAGAUCGCACUUAUACUCAGCUUGUGAAGCUUCUUAUAAUUGACGAGAUUCAUCUUCUUAAUGAUAAUCGAGGGCCGGUGCUUGAAAGUAUUGUCGCUAGGACUCUUAGGCAGAUUGAAACCACGGAGGAGCAUAUUCGUCUGGUGGGUUUAUCGGCGACACUGCCAAAUUACGAAGAUGUGGCUGAAUUUUUGCGGGUGGAUCUAAAGGCUGGGUUGUUUACAUUUGACCGCAGCUACAGACCCGUGCCUCUCUCUCAGCAGUAUAUUGGAAUUAAUGUGAAAAAACCAUUGCGGAGGUUCCAAUUGAUGAAUGAUAUAUGUUAUCAGAAAGUAUUGGCUGGUGCGGGAAAACACCAGGUCCUUAUUUUUGUCCAUUCGAGGAAGGAAACAGCAAAAACUGCAAGAGCAAUACGGGACACCGCAUUGGCGAACGAUACACUCAGCAGAUUCUUGAAGGAAGAUAGUGAAAGUUUUGAGAUUCUCCAGAGUCAGAUUGAUCUUGUCAAGAGUAGUGACCUGAAAAAUCUUCUGCCUUAUGGUUUUGCAAUUCAUCAUGCUGGGUUGUCAAGGAGUGAUCGUCAGAUAGUCGAGGAUCAAUUUCGUUUGGGGCAUGUGCAGGUCUUGAUUUCCACGGCAACUCUUGCCUGGGGUGUGAAUUUGCCUGCACAUACAGUCAUUAUCAAAGGAACACAAGUCUAUGAUCCUGAGAGAGGGGCGUGGGUGGAGCUGAGUCCUCUUGAUGUUAUGCAGAUGAUUGGUCGUGCCGGAAGACCUCAAUAUGACCAACAGGGGGAGGGGAUAAUAAUCACUGGCUACAACGAGCUGCAGCAUUAUCUCCGUUUGAUGAAUGAGCAACUACCUAUUGAAAGCCAGUUUAUUUCCAAACUUGCUGAUCAGCUUAAUGCUGAAAUUGUGCUUGGAACCGUGCAGAAUGCUAGAGAGGCUUGUCACUGGCUUGGCUAUACAUAUUUAAGUAUCCGUAUGGAUCGUAAUCCGACACUGUAUGGCUUGCCGCCUGAUGCUCUUGGUAAUGACACAGUAUUGAAGGAGAGAAGAGCUGACCUGAUACACUCUGCUGCUACUAUCUUGGACAAGAACAAUCUGAUUAAGUAUGACAGGAAAAGUGGAUUCUUCCAAGUUACUGAUUUGGGACGCAUUGCUAGCUAUUACUACAUAACCCAUGGGACAAUAGCUACAUACAAUGAGACUUUGAAGCCAACAAUGAGUCAUGUAGAGCUUUGUCGUCUAUUCUCACUGAGUGAAGAGUUCAAGUAUAUCACUGUACGACAAGAUGAGAAGAUGGAAAUGGCUAAACUUUUGGAUCGCGUCCCGAUUCCGGUCAAGGAAACACUGGAAGAGCCUAGUGCAAAGAUUAAUGUUUUGCUGCAAGCAUAUAUUUCAAAGCUGAAGCUUGAGGGUCUUUCUUUGACAUCUGACAUGGUUUAUAUUAAGCAGAAUGCUGGACGUCUUCUACGAGCUCUUUUUGAGAUUGUAAUGAAGAGGGGAUGGGCUCAAGUGGCUGAGAAGGCUCUGAAUUUGUCUAAAAUGGUAGGGAAGAGGAUGUGGAGUGUUCAGACACCCCUUCGGCAGUUUCAUGGAUUUCCAAAUGAGGUUCUGAUGAGGUUGGAGAGGAAGCAUAUGGUGUGGGAGAGGUACUAUGAUCUAUCUUCGCAGGAGCUAGGAGAGCUUAUUCGAAAUCCUAUUAUGGGCAGAGCACUUCACAAAAGCAUCCACCACAUCCCAAAACUGAAUCUUUUGGCACAUGUUAAGCCGAUUUCCCGUUCUGUUCUGCGGGUGGAGCUCACUGUUACUCCUGAUUUCCAGUGGGAUGACAAGUAUGUUGAUGAGGAUCACUAUUUGGACUUCACUGUGCCUAUCUCUGAGCCACUGCCACCACAGUAUUUCAUUCGAGUGGUUUCAGAUAAAUGGCUUGACUCACCGACUGUGUUGCCUGUAUCUUUCAGGUAUCUUAUUCUUCCACAAAAGUAUCCACCACCUACGGAACUACUGGACUUGCAGCCCCUCCCGGUGACAGCGCUAAGGAAUCCGUCUUACGAAGCUCUGUAUCAGGAUUUCAAGCAUUUCAAUCCAGUGCAGACUCAGGUAUUUACUGUUUUGUAUAACACAAGUGACAAUGUAUUGGUUGCCGCUGCCACAGGGAGUGGGAAGACUAUAUGUGCGGAGUUUGCUAUAUUGAGGAAUCAUCAUGAAGCACCUGAUUCUACAAUGCGUGUUGUCUAUAUCGCACCCCGUGAGGCUAUUGCCAAGGCGCAGUUUCGUGAUUGGGAGGAAAAGUUUGGAAAGAGGCUUGGUUUACGAGUUGUUGAGUUAACUGGGGAGACAGCAUUGGAUCUUAAGCUGCUUGAGAAAGGUCAGAUAAUCAUAAGUACUCCUGAGAAAUGGGACGCUCUGUCUCGUAGGUGGAAACAGAGAAAAUAUAUUCAGCAGGUUAGUUUGUUUAUCAUCGAUGAGCUUCACUUAAUUGGGGGUGAGGGUGGUCAGGUAAUGGAGGUAAUUGUCUCUAGAAUGAGAUAUAUUUCAACUCAGGUCGGGAAUAAGACCAGGAUUGUUGCAUUAUCGACUUCCCUUUCAAAUGCCAAAGAUCUUGGAGAGUGGAUUGGGGCUAGUUCCCGUGGCCUUUUUAACUUCCCACCUAAUGUUCGUCCUGUCCCACUGGAGAUCCACAUUCAAGAGGUGGAUAUAUUGAGUUUUGAAGCGAGGAUGCAGGCAAUGACUAAGCCAACAUACACUGCCAUAGUCGAGCAUGCCAAGAACAAGAAACCGGCUAUCGUUUUUGUCCCUACCCGUAGACAUGUCCGCUUGACUGCUGUGGAUCUGUUAGCGUACUCACACAUGGACAACACCCAGAGCCCUGAUUUCCUGUCUGGGAAUCCGGAAGAACUAGACCCUUUUGUUAGCCAAAUUUGCGAGGAUACUCUGAAGAAGACUUUGCGCCAUGGCAUUGGCUACUUGCAUGAGGGUUUAAGCAGUGUGGAUCAGGAGAUUGUGACUCAUCUUUUCGAGGCUGGACGGAUUCAGGUAUGCGUAAUGACUAGCUCAAUGUGUUGGGGUACUCCAUUGAAAGCGCAUUUGGUUGUUGUAAUGGGGACACAGUUCUAUGACGGGCGGGAGAAUUCUCAUUCGGAUUACCCCAUCUCUGAUCUGCUCCAGAUGAUAGGGCGUAGUAGCCGACCUCUGCUUGACGACGCUGGGAAGUGUGUGAUCUUCUGUCAUGCACCACGUAAAGAGCAUUACAAGAAGUUUCUGCAUGAAGCCUUUCCUGUGGAGAGUCAUCUUCAACAUUUUUUGCAUGAUAAUUUCAAUGCGGAAGUGGCUGCAGGGGUUAUAAUGAACAAGCAAGAUGCGGUGGAUUAUCUUACGUGGAGCUUCAUGUACAGGAGGCUUCCUCAGAACCCUAACUACUACGAUCUCAAAGGAGUGAGCCACAGGCAUUUAUUUGAGCACCUCUCAGAGCUCGUCGAGAACAAUCUGUCUGAUCUUCAAGUGAGUAAAUGCAUUGAGAUAGAGAAUGAGUUGGAUCUCUCUCCUCUUAAUCAUGGUAUGAUUGCUUCAUAUUAUUACGUUACUUACACCACCAUUGAGCGCUUCAGUUCUCUCUUGGCUUCCAAACCCAAGAUGAAGGGUCUUCUUGAGAUCUUGAGUUCUGCUUCGGAGUAUGACUUGAUUCCCAUACGUCCUGGUGAAGAGGACACAGUUCGGAGACUCAUCAAUCACCAGAGGUUCUCUUUUGAAAACCCGAAAUGCACAGACCCUUAUGUGAAGGCAAACGCGCUUCUUCAGGCGCAUUUCUCAAGGCAAAAAAUCAGCGGGGACCUGGCAAUGGAUCAGCGUGAGGUCCUCUUAUCUGCAACAAGACUUCUUCAGGCGAUGGUCGAUGUGAUAUCCAGCAGCGGCUGUCUGAAUCUUGCUCUAUUAGCGAUGGAAGUAAGCCAGAUGGUGACUCAAGGCAUGUGGAAUCGAGACUCCCCUCUUCUGCAGCUUCCUCACUUCACAAGGGACUUGGCCAAAAGGUGCCAAGAGAAUCCGGGGAAUAACAUCAAAUCCGUAUUCGAUCUUGUGGAAAUGGAAGAUGACAGACGCCAAGAGCUUCUCCAAAUGACAGACGCUCAGCUUUUUGACAUUGCCAGAUUCUGCAACAGCUUCCCCAACAUUGACGUCACGUACGAGGUUGUAGGCGGCAACGAGGUAACCCCUGGAAAGGAAAUCACAUUGCAGGUAAUGCUAGAGAGAGACAUGGAGGGGAGGAGCGAGGUGGGACCCGUGGACGCACCAAGAUAUCCCAAGGCCAAAGAAGAAGGGUGGUGGCUAGUCGUUGGAGAAACUAAGACGAACCAGUUGCUUGCCAUCAAGCGAAUCUCUCUGCAACGGAGUGCGAAGGUGAAGCUGGCGUUUGCAGUACCAACUGAACCAGGAGAGCAAUCAUAUACUCUCUACUUCAUGUGCGAUUCUUACUUGGGUUCUGACCAGCAGUACACUUUCUCUGUUGAUGAUGUCAAAGAUUCUGGCGUCGCAGAUCACAUGGUGGAAUGA
Molecule: messenger RNA, 6687 nt
Organism: Thlaspi arvense
Lineage: Eukaryota; Viridiplantae; Streptophyta; Magnoliopsida; Brassicales; Brassicaceae
Source: the annotation of a GenBank genome assembly